Molecule: messenger RNA, 5309 nt
Organism: Amoebophrya sp. A120
Lineage: Eukaryota; Dinophyceae; Syndiniales; Amoebophryaceae
Source: the annotation of a GenBank genome assembly
UUCAGAGUCGGACGUCCGACUGAAAAUUCCGCCAAAGCGGCCGCACGCCUACUACGACUACACUCCGGCCGAGGUACCGCUCCGGCCCGUCACAUCCGCGAAAAACAAAGCUUUCAUGGCAAAGACAGAAUCCGGACUGGUCUCUGGUUCCGCGAUGGAAUUUUCCGCGACGUCAUCUGAAGACGAGAGCGCGAAGAGGAUGAAAGCGAGCACCGAGAAUGGCGGCCUAUUUGGGUGGCUGGACCGAAAAGAAGCACCGCCCGAGUCCGAGGCUUCCGAGGAGCCGCUAUCGCCCGAAGAGAUUUUGCAUCAAUAUGAAGAGCUCGCGCGGGAAACCAGGAUGAAGCUGAUCCGCGAAACGCUGUGCCGAACUGAGGAGCUGCUGGAAAACGGCACGUGCCCGGAUUGCGGCUGUUUGAUUCAAAAACCGAAGCGAAACGUCGACGAGGAGGAGUCCGACGCGGAGUCCGUGCACAACGACGCAGACGUCGCGAAAAUCGCCAGUCUCGAGGAGCAGAAAUUGAAGCAGAAGAACGAAAUCGACAAAUUGAGAGCGGACGUGCGGAUCAAAAACGGGGAGCUGAAGGAGAUGGAGGACCAAAUUGUGCAGCAGAAAAAUGAGAUCGCGCGCCUGCAGAACGAGUGCGAUAAGAAAGACAUCCAAUUGGUGGAGCUGGGGACGAGUCACUUGCAGGUGAGCGAUCACCACGAUUUCUUGGUGAAGUCCUUGUACAACUGCUUGGAAGUGUCGGGGAACGAAAAACACUUCAAAAAGCUGUGUGACAUGGACAAGGACUUGCAGAGCGCGAAGGACCUAGACUUGAUGCAACGAACGCAAGGGGAAUUCCUGGUUUUCCUCGGCCUUCCGCCGGAAAUCGGGGAGCGGCUCGAGGACGCGAAGGCGGCAAGCUGGGCCAACUUGGAGAAAGCGUUGCUGGAGGAGCUGGCGAAUUGCUUCCCGAAAGUGCCGCAGGCAGGGCUGCAAUUCAAAGUUGAGGUGAGAGCCGUCGACCAUUUUCUACCUGCGCCGGCCAGUCGCGACGGGGUAGUGGCCAAUUCCUUGGCGGAUUUCAACCGGAGGUGCGAGCGGUUCUUCAGCGUAGGAAAGGAAUUUCAUGCCGUGUCGAUGUCUCUGAAUCCGGCGGAACAAUCCUCCUCCGGCGAGCAACAGGACGAGAGUGAGGACAUCAGUAACGAGAAGGGUGUUUCUCUAGGCGUGUUGUUCACACUGAAAGUGCCGGAUGCGAUGUCCUCGGUCCAUUUGGAACCGCCGGAGCCGCCCGUGGAUUUGUCCGCUCUCAACAUGGAAGAAGGGGGUUCGGAAGAGGUGGCUGCGGUGCCGGCUUCGCAGCAGAUUCCCGUCGGUUUGCCGGAAGGUUUUUACCCUGGGAAGGAGGUGGUCGGGAAAUUGUCGUCUUCCACCUCCUUGUGGGCGCGCUUCGCUCCCGUUCUGGUGAAAAACACGAAGGAUAUCCCGCUUCUUCCUUUGACGCCGGACGGCUCGCCCGACGACCAAGCGAACAACGCGCUGCUGCUGCCCGCGCACCUCGUCGACGAAGAUGUCUUCGCCCAGUGUGGGCAAAUGAAAUUCGUGUCCGCGCAGGAAACAACAUCGCGCGGAAAUAGAGCAACCGCGCAAGUACAGCCGCGACUCUCCGGGCCGACGAGGUUGUUGAAAGCGUCUAUGGGCGGGCGGGAAACCAACCCUUUUGCGAUGCUGGACCCCUUGCUCCAGCCGGAGGCGCCGAACCGACCGACCAUUCCACAGCGGGAACGCGGGAUCUUGCUCGUGCCGGACGAGUUUUCCAAAGCGUUCAAAGCCUACACGACAAGCGUUGUGAACCGCGCCGGCUUCGAUGAAUUUCUCCGGUAUCGGGUGUUGGCGAACCGCUUGACCUUUGACGCGCUGGUGCGGGAGUUUUCUGCGUUAACGCACCGGGUCCCCGAGGCCUGCGCCCUCGCGGGGAAGGAGAAGCAGAUUAUGGAAAGCCAGAUGUACUCGCUGUUGAAAGCCUUGCGGGAACUGGAAGCAGAGCACUUGUACCUGCAGCAGCAAUACGACGAGCUGGAGGUUUUCGCGGCGGGUCUCCGCGACGAGCUGGACCAGACCAAGGCGCAGCUGGCCGCGAUGAUGGAACAAAACGCGCAGCUGCAGGAGGAAAACGCGUCGUUGCAGGCCCAGUUGGCCAAGAUCGAGGCGGAGGCGGGCGAAUAUGGCGUUCUCAAACGUUACAUUCUCAACUGUUACAUGAUUUGUCAUGCAAAAUCACAAGUAGAAUUGAUACGAUCAAGCUGCUCCGCAUGACAAAUUCUCGAAGAGCCAAACAGGCUGAGAAUCUGUGCCAAAUCUGUCAUGCUAGACGCGCAACGUCACCUCUUUGACUUUUGCCAUUCUUGCAUCACAAAUUCAUGUAACAGUUGAGAAUGUAACAGUUGAGAACGCCAUAGCGAAGCGUUGACGCGUAUCAAACAGCUGGAGGAACUUCUGCGCGCCGCGGAGCAGGAGAAGGCGGAGCUGCUGUUGGCCAUCGAGGAGCUGCGGUCCCGGAUCGAGCAGCUCGAGCGCGAGGGUCCGAGUCGGGAGGUGCAGCAGGCGAUGGCGCAGCACGGCUUGAGGUCGCAGGACUUGAGCCACACGCUGGGGGGCAGCAGCGACGACGAUGGCAGCGGGUCCCCGAAGCGGCGGAAAAAGAAGGUGCGGGACCGGUCCGUGUUUGACCGGUUGUAUCAGGACGCGCGCAACCGCCUGAUUCGCCUGCAGGAGCUGCAGAGGCAGUUCAAGCUCGCGAUGGAGGAGCAGCGGUUGAAAAUUUUGAAGUGCGUGGAGGGGCACACCAGUCUGUUUCCCGAUUUCCUCUUUAUCGACGAAGACCUUUCGGACGUGGACAACCUGACUUCCUUCGUCCUCGAGCACUGCGGCGCCAGCGCCGUGCGGGACGGGCGGCAGGCGCACUGGAUGGCACAGACCGGCGGACGGCCGUGGAGCAGUCCGGCGCGACAGCAAGAGGGUAUGAACGCAGACCACGGCAACUACAACCGCACAUCCUCCGCAGGCACGAAAAACGGUAGUGCGAAGAACCGGACGUCAAUGGGCGGCUCUACGCGACCCGGUAGCGCAGCGGGUACGUGGAGCAGCCGGCCAAUGUCCCGCGCCUCGUCCUCUUCCGGCGCGCCCACGAGCGCGGGAGGGCAGGCUCUAUCCCGCGCGUCAUCGCCCCCGAGCCGGAUGGCCACCAAGAACAGGGUGUCUGGAACGUUGACGGUGAGUAACAGGUACGAAAACGCGCGGAACAGUCGGAAGCGCUUCCUCUACGAGGAUAUCAGUGCAAUGACGAACAGCAACAGCAAGUUACUGAAAGAGGAACUAAAGCCGUUGAUUCCCGUCACCCCUCGCGCCGCAACCACGAACAACAUGCAGGGAAUGCUUGCUGCCGUCCCGAACGCCGAGAGGCACCAGAGUAGCAGAAACGCAUCGGCGUCCACGGCAUCCGCGUUCGAUCCACGGAACUCUGGUACCGUGGGGGGUGAUGCGUCCUCCACAUCAGAGCAGACGACGGCCACUGCUGAGGCGAAGAACCGCAGUAGGAGCACGCGGAACAGUGCGUCCGUCGCGGUGUACCAGCCACAUCUUCCCGUUACUGCGGAGCAAGAAGAAAUGGAGGUCGAUGUUGGUCGUGAGGGUGCAGAUCACACUGCUUCUUCCCCGGCUCGACCGGGUUCGGCCAAUAUCGCACGCUCGCCGUCGUCGGCGGCCGCGCAGCGGCUGCUGUUUUAUCCCGACCGGGGGCCGGAGCUGUCGAUUCAUGAUCUGGUGUUACAUGCGCAGGGAAUCCAGCCGAAAUCGUUCCGGAUGCAAACACAGGAGGAAAAUGAGAAAAAGCUGGACAACAGAAACGAAAAAACUAGCGAUAGCCGACUGGGUCAGAACAGAAGCCCAAACAGAGUUGUGAGCAGGAGCAACGUCUCAUCUACUUCGCCAAACAAAACGGCGGUGACAGAAUUGCAACUAGAGUACCCAACAGCGAACGGAUCGUCUUCUGCCGUGAUGAGCAGUACAACGGGACAGUCGACCGAAAACACGACCUCUGCAACUGGAUCGCACAACAGGCGACCAUCUUCCGGUGGCGCCGCGAAUCUCCACCGCCGUUCACAGCUCGCCAAGCAACAACUGCAACAGAGCGGCAACGGCGGGCAGUUUGGGAUAAGGAUCAGCCACUUCGAUCGCGGCGGCAAAGAUAACGCAGAGAUGAAUCUCCUCGAACCGCCAGACUACGAGACAAUAGCGAAUCCGUUUACGCCCACGAACGAGAAGAGCGUCGGUGUAGAAGGUUUUCAGACGCCAAAGGAGGCGGUUCGCCCGUGGUCCUCCUCCUCCUCGAGCAGCAAUUUGCUUCUGCACAGUGGCGGAAAUAACUACAACUCCGCGGCGCAAGGGAAAACGGGGCUGUUGAUGUCCUUGCGACGCCAGGACAGUGCGCUGCGCAUGCGGAACCAAAUCAGUACCUCUGCUUCUGGUCGACAGCAGCGACAAAAUAAGGCUAUGGCCCCGUGUUCGCCAAACACGCAGGAUGGUGAGUCGAUUACCGUGGAGCCGGAUUUGCAGAUAUCCUCUUUGAGCCCGCAAAAAAGACCGGGCAAUUCGAAGUGGCAAGCACCGAACCAGCCGCGCAAGGUGUAUUCCGUGCCGGCAAAUCGAUCGAGCAUUCCGCUGGAUCGGGUUCUUGGUGCUCGCAUUCACUCCGCACCUACCAACGCGGAAUCCGCGCUUCCCGAGCUGCAACCCGGGGCGCGGCGCAGACCGCACACGGCUGGAGGGGCUUCGUCAUCCGGCGGAGCAAGUGCGCAAGCAAGGCCGCCAAGACCGAAGUGAAACAAGUUCAGAAACAAACCCAAUGGCAAUCCAAACCAAUGUAUGAAAAUUUUGAUCGUUCGUCGAAUGCUGCAUAUGCAUUACUUAUCGGUAGGCUUUUUUCGUUGAAACUCAGAAUCAGAAAUGGAGGUUUUGGGCGGUCUCACCACCGCAACCCGUAUUAAUCGUUAUCGUUGGUUUGUGUUUCAUUUGUUGGUCUAAAGUUUUUCCUGUAGAAUACUCCCUGACAUUCAGCUUCAGAAGAUGAGAACGAAGCACUUGUUUCUUGGACGUGGACCCGUAGCAAUAGGCUAUAAAAAUUUUCUGCUUCCGCGAUGCACCUGCAGGCGAUUCUCGCUGAUGUUUUGUCCUGUCUCGUGUCUCUUGGUCUGGUGUCUGUUGACGGAGAAACUGGUACCCAGCAAAAAAUCGUUCUUUUUGUGCUCAUCAUCGUAUCGUG